Gadus chalcogrammus (walleye pollock) is the source of this 2166-nucleotide messenger RNA. RefSeq names its product p53 and DNA-damage regulated 1 (gene pdrg1). Bases 37 to 426 code for a protein of 129 amino acids. The record is from RefSeq and is a predicted model, not a curated record. Gene Ontology annotation, biological process: protein folding. The transcript is spliced from 5 exons. Lineage: Eukaryota; Metazoa; Chordata; Actinopteri; Gadiformes; Gadidae. Gene Ontology annotation, cellular component: prefoldin complex.
UUCUACCCGGACAUAUUUUCCUGACACACCGCCAACAUGGAGUCGACGCGCGUCCUGGAGUUUCUGACCGAGGUGGAGGAGGCGGCUGAAGACGUUUUAACCAAUAAACAACAGAUAGUCGACCUGGACCUGAAGAGGAACAUGAACCGUGAAGCACUGAGCGCACUGCGAUCCACGGCCAAUUCAGAAAAGGUGAUGGUUUGCUUCGGAAACAUGUUCAUCAAACUUCCCAAAUCAAAGACUCAAGACAUGAUCCGAAAAGACCAGGAACAGCUUGACAAGGAGAUUAAUGACCUACGGAAAGAGCUGAAGGCCAAAGUCAACCACCUCAAUGUGAUACAAGGGAAACCUGAGCUGACAGGUUACAACCUCUCCCCUCUCUCUGCGGACGAGGUCAAAGCCAUCAACCACCUGAUGAAGAGGUGACCUCCCCUGACUGAGAGAUCUCUACCAGAGGCUGCUGUGGAGAGUGUUCACUGGAGGAUGCUACGUGUCAAGACAGCGGUGGGCUUACAGAUGUGUGGAUACCUCUGGAUUGAUGUCCUACCUAGAGAUUCACUCCCCUCUGUGCAUCGGGAAAAUGGACCCUUCCGUUCCUUAAUUUCAAGGGAAAUUUCAUCUUUGAAGUUGUUCUGCCCUUGCCUAGAUGAAGAGGGACUGGAAUUAUGUCAUGUCGUAGAGUAAAGUAAGAUCAGACACACAGGGCUGUUGUUGUGGUGUGUGACCACAAGGUGGCAGCAAACCCUCUUCUCACCGUGGUGAAGGUGCUCUGUACUAGUUGAUACCGUCUAUUUCGUUUACUAGUAAAGAACAUAUUCGCUCAUCACACAAUCAUUGUAGUGUAUUCUUUACUUGCUUCAAACCGUACAGAAAUAUGGUCCAAUGCAUUACACCCAUUUUUAAUUAACAAACCAAGGAACAAUUAUCUAUGUAGUUGUGUGUACAUCAUGCAUUAGGAAUGAUAAUUUCCUGGAUAGUGUCUUCCCAGGAUAAAUCCUUCCUAUACUUAAUGGAGACCUCUUUCCUGUAACAUGUCACUCCUCAGUCAUUGACAGGCGGCUCCCGUUCGACCCUCAGGUUGGGGACAGCGCUGUGGGGUCCAACCUGCCUGUAGGUUGGACCCCUCAGGUUGGGUAGAGCGCCUAGGGGUCCAACCUGCCUGUAGGUUCGACCCUUAAGGUUGGGGAGAGCGCUGUGGGGUCCCACCUGCCUGCAGGUGGGACCCCUGAGGUUGGGGAGAGCGCUGAGGGGUCCCACCUGCCUGUAGGUUCUCCUCAGACAGCGCGUGGUGCCACGGUGUCGCGUACACACUGCGAUGCCGACGAGAUGGGCUGAUUUUGUGCCUCAAAGGUUGAAAAACAUUGUUUUGUUUUGACGUGUUGGGCAAUCCGAUGGAAUACCAGGAUCCCCCCCCCCCCCUCACUCACUCAAAAUCAAGUAUAGACAUCAGCCUGACGAAAGACGAUGUACCGCCCUAAUGAGCAUGUGCACGUCAGUCAGAUGCUUUAUGGAUUACCUUCCUCUGUCAGCCCUUCUAAGGCUUUGGGAGGCUUCAUCUGUCAGCGCCGAAACGUCUUCAUCAUCCCAGGCCGGGCGUUGACACUGUAAUGACAGGUUACAAGGCCAAAUUGCCUUUGCCAAAAACGCAGUUGUAGUGCUGCCAUUGGAAUCGACUCCGAACUUUGAGAAUCUUCCAUUUGGCACGUUCUCGAAAUGUACAGUCUUAACUGAAAGAAAUCUUUCCAUGUAAGGGCAUUUAGAAAACACAUGCACGCAUCCAGCUGCUGCUCUGUGGGGUCUUGUAGCAUCAGGUCGAAGGAGGUGAGCAGUGCCUGUGUAUCUGGUCUCAGCUGCAGCAGGGUUGGGGGUUACAUUUUCAUUUUCUAGAAAAGACGCCCAGUAGGGCUUCCAUUUUCCCAGCCAUUCCCAAAGCUCCCGCUGCCAUGGUCCUCAAAGCAGCCACUUAUUGGCUCUGGAAACUAAACAUCAAGAAUGUCUUUGUCGGAGGGAUUCAAACCCACAAGGCCGGCAAUGCCUGAGGAUUCCAUCUCAAAUGCGUCAGUUAUUCAACUCAUCCUGUCUGCUUGGGAAGUUUUGAUAGGAAUGUUGGGUAACACUUUAUAAUAAAAAUGUAUAAACGAAAGGUCAUAUGGCAUUUAUUAUUCU